CAGUGGCAGCAGUAAACAAGACAGCCCAUCCUUACCAUUCUUGGAGAAAAGCAGAACCUCCCACCAUACAAAGGGAAACAGCUCUAUUGAAGAGGUGGUUCAAACAGCAGCUGACAACUCGAUCCGCAGUGACAAUCUGCCUUCAUUACCUGAUUCUGUUUCUGUUGCCAUUGAGUACUCUGUUAAGUUCGAUGACUCAAUGACUGAAGAUGACACUGAAGAGAAAUCCUUCCGUCCCCUUCUGCCAUCAAAGAGCCAUCGCUGCUUGAAAAUGGGGAAGAAACGCAGCCAGCAGGAUGAUUCUGAUGAAGACAUACUGCAGGAUCAAUCGGCUUCAGUAGCUGUAAAA
Molecule: messenger RNA, 349 nt
Organism: Chiloscyllium plagiosum (whitespotted bambooshark)
Lineage: Eukaryota; Metazoa; Chordata; Chondrichthyes; Orectolobiformes; Hemiscylliidae
Source: RefSeq, a predicted model, not a curated record